Messenger RNA from Tetrahymena thermophila SB210, 1356 nucleotides. Its product is annotated as ribosomal RNA large subunit methyltransferase F, putative. Gene Ontology annotation, biological process: rRNA base methylation. The record is from RefSeq and is a predicted model, not a curated record. Gene Ontology annotation, molecular function: 23S rRNA (adenine(1618)-N(6))-methyltransferase activity. NCBI's taxonomy places the organism in Eukaryota, Ciliophora, Oligohymenophorea, Hymenostomatida, Tetrahymenidae. The transcript has a single exon.
AUGGAUUAUAAUUAGUCAAACAUUCCUCAAAAGCACAAAAAUAUUACAAAGAACAACAACAACAAUUAAAAUUACAAAAAGUUUAAGUCAUUCUCAAAUAAUAAUAAUAAGCACCAUCAUAGAAAUAGAGAAAGGGGAGAUGCUAAAAAUUAUAAAUUGAGUUAAGACGAGUAAUAAAAUUACUCAAAAGGGAAUAGGGAAAUCUAAGAAAAAUUUUAAUGGGAUUUCGAUGAACUUGCAAUCCAUUAUCCUCCUUUGAACGACUAUGUUUUUAUAAAUGAAAGAGGGAGAACAACUAUAGACUGGACUAAUACAGCUGCUCAUAAGACUCUUAACCAAGCGAUUCUGGCAGUGUAAUUUAAGAUAGUUUAUUGGGAUAUGCCAUAAGACUAACUCAUUCCUACAAUACCAUCAAGAUUAAAUUACUUAGAGUGGAUUCAUAAUAAAUUGUAAAGUUUAAAAAUAAACAAUGAACAAAGCAAUUAAAUUAAAGCAAUUGAUAUUGGAACUGGAGCCAGUGUAAUUUAUCCAAUACUUGGAGCUUCCAAAUAUAACUGGUCAUUUAUAGCCACUGAACUAAGCGAUGCUUCUUAUUAGAAUGCUAAAAAAAUAAUCAACAAUAAUCCUUAGCUAAAAAAUAAAGUAGAGUUAAGGAAAUCAUAAGGAAAUAUAUUUAAAGAUAUUAUACAAAAAUCAGAUGGAGAUAUUUCUUUCACUAUGUGCAACCCACCUUUUUUCUCAGAACACGAAGAAAAAUAGAUUUGGGUGAAUGCCUAAAUGAAAGAAAAUGAGUAUAUAUGCGAAGGAGGAGAGUUAUAAUUUUUGAAGCAGAUGUUCGAAGAGUCUAAAAUAUUUGCAAAUUAAAUUAAAAUCUUUACUUCUUUGGUUGGUAAAUAGACAAAUUUUGAGUAGUUUCUUUAAUAUUUAAAACAAUAAAAUAUACAAAAUUUAAAUGAAAAUCAUGACGAUAAUAAAGAAAUUUCGAAGCCAUAAAUGAAUAAAAAUGGAGAAGAUGAGUUAAAUGAAUACAAUAAUUAAAAUAUUGAAAGAAGAUAAAUAUCUUUUAAUUAUCAAAGUGAAUUUUAAAAUGCUAAAAAUGAUGAUAAAAUCUAAAAUGAUAUAAGUGUAUAAAAUUGUUAAGGAGAAGAAUUUAAAAACAUUCAACCUUAAAUAUAAUCUUAAUAAGCAAAAAUAGAGUAAUAAGAUAGCUAGGAAAUCAAUUAAAAAGGGAUUUCAAAUAGUUAAAAAGAUAUUACGAAAAAAUGCUAAAAUAAGUAAGUGAGUGUAUAAAUAUUUGAAGGAAGUAUUGUUCAAGGAAAUACAACAAGAUGGAUUGUUGGGUGGAGAUUUGAAUGA